Molecule: messenger RNA, 1458 nt
Organism: Acipenser ruthenus (sterlet)
Lineage: Eukaryota; Metazoa; Chordata; Actinopteri; Acipenseriformes; Acipenseridae
Product: beta-1,4-galactosyltransferase galt-1-like
Exons: 3
Coding region: 1-1362 (453 amino acids)
Source: RefSeq, a predicted model, not a curated record
AUGACCACGAUCAUACCUGUGAAAAACGCACAAGCUUUUGUUAUUCCAGGAAGUUCUAAUGACCGUCCCCUGAAGACGAUCAUACCUGUGGAAAACGCACAGGCUUUUGUUAUUUCGGCAUAUUUUGAUGACAGAUUUCCUCCCCCUGUUGUCCGGAUUAUUGGAAUUGUGGACCGGCAGCAGUCUAAUCAGAGUCUCUACUGCCAUCUACGCUUCCACAAUGAAACCAUCUCUGUUGAAGCAGAGGUCGACAUUCAUUUAGAUCACUUUGGGUUUCGUUACGGCACAGCCGACCUCAAGUGCAAAUGUCCAGGGAUAACCUUGAACUCGUCUGUAUCAGUGACGACGUCACUUCAGAAUAACGCAUCAGCCCCCCACUUGAGCAUUCGGAAUAUCAAGAAGGGAAACCCUUCCCAUUUCACCUAUGAGUUUGCUGUGUGCAUUUCCGUCAUGUUUAGGAAUUACAGCAACGUCUUGCAGUUCAUACAAACCAUUGAGAUGCACAGGCUGCUCGGGGUACAAAAGGUGUUCAUAUACAAAACCAGCAGCAGCCGAGAGUUAGACAAAGUGCUGGGGCACUAUAUUAAAGAGGGCAUUGUGGAGGUCAUUCCUUGGCAAAUCACUUCAUUCAUUGAUGUGUCCCAUUCUUGGAAGCCCAAGGCCGGCGGUGAGAUUCAUUACAACGGGCAGAUCGCUGCUUUAAACGACUGCGUCUAUCGAAACAUGUACACCAGCCGGUACGUGGCACUCACGGACCUCGAUGAAAUCAUAAUUCCACGCAAGCAUUCAAACUGGGGGGACCUCAUGAAGUUUCUCAAAAAGCAGUACCCAUACAAGGAGGGGUUUCUUUUCGAUGAGCACCACUUCUCUAACAGUGUUGACGGCGAUAGAUUUGCUUACAAGGAAUGGAACAACGUCCCGGGGGUAAAUAUUUUACGCCACAUCUACAGUGAGCCUGUGAACAGAAAAAGCAAUGCUAGGAAGAUGAUUUUGAAUCCAAGGACUGUGGUUCAGACCUCUGUCCACCACUGUUUGAAGUGUAUUGAUCGGAAAUUGUUCGUUACCUUGUCCAGCGACAUCGCCUGGUUGCACCACUAUCGGUACGCAUAUAAGACUCAUCUGGGAAGUAACAAAUUGAUUAAAGACACGACAUUGUGGAAUUACUCGGAUCAGCUCAUCAAGAACGUGAAUUCUGUUCUGCAAGCAACGCACAUCUUGCAAAUCGUCCACGUCCGAGUGCCAUUACAGGGUCAGCUACCAAAAGAAGCCCUGAUCAGAGACACCAAGCUGUGGGAAUACGCUGACGAGGUGAUUAAAAAAACCAACGAGGUCAUAAAACGGGUAAUAGAAAGCGAAUCCUAACCACCAGUAAUCCUGUACAUAACCCUUCAAACACCGCUCCAAACAAAGCCACUGCAAAAUAUGCAAAGAUUAUAAAGCUGCAUGGAUAAAUACAAA